GUCAAUGAUUUCAACCACAGUCUAAAGAAAUAUAGCUUGCCCAAUGGCCAGGAGGUUUUUGUACGAUCAGUAAUAGGGAUUGUAUCACAGUGGUACACUUUUGGUAGCGGCACCAGACUAGAUGUUGGAAGUAAGUAACAAGCUCACUUGAUAUUUCUUUCUGAUUACACUUAUUAAGUAUGUUAUUCUUACACUCUGUCUCUAUGAAAAUAUUGUGAUUCUAGAUUUUCAAAAUGUUUUAAUUGCUUUUGACUGACCCUUCUUUCUAAUACAAUUUUAUUGAAUCAAAAUAUUUUAAUUGUAGGUUUAUUUAUGUCUGAUUUGUAUGAUUGCAGACUAUAACUCUUAAUUCUGGUAUGAUUACUAUUUAAUAGCAUUGGAUUUAGUAGUCAUUAUUGUUGCAUUGAGGUCUUGGUAGCCUUCACUGUUAGUGUGAAGACAAAGGAUCUCAGUUAUGUUUGUAACAGACUUCAUGAUCUACCAUGGUUGAUAUGCGAUUAAAACUAAUCUAUGCUCAGAUUUUACAAAUACUAUGAAUAUGGAAAGGCUAUUCUGACCAGAUCCAUUCCUAAACAAUAUCUGUAUGACAUGUAUAACUGACACCGUAUGACUAGUAACUCUAGUUAUUUAACCACUUUGGUUCAUGAAUCUGCUUUGUAUCAUAUUACUUUUAAACAAUCUAACUUUUACAUUCAUAUUUAGAAGGCAUUUCCAUUUCACUUUAUUUUGAUGUGUCCUUUGCUGAAGAUAAUCUCUUACUGUAACUGUACUUGAUGUGGUCACUUAGUUGAUGUGUUCUGUUUGUUCCAGGUAACAGUUCCCCCACCCUCACCGUCCUGCCCCCCUCUAGUGAGGAGCUGUCCAGUACAACAACUGCCACACUGACGUGUCUGGCCAACAAGGGCUUCCCCUCAGACUGGACCAUGAGCUGGAAAGUGGACGGGACCAGCAAGAAGCAGGAGGCCAGUCCCGGGGUCCUGAAGAAGGACGGCCUGUACAGCUGGAGCAGCACACUGACUCUCACUGCCCAGGAGUGGACCAAGGCAGGAGAGGUGACCUGUGAAGCCCAGCAGAAAUCCCAGACUCCAGUCACCAAGACCCUGAGGAGGGCUGACUGUUCUGGGUAGGACCCCUCAGUCACACACCCCUGUGGAGAGAGGAUGCUGGUUCCUCUGCUUUGACUUGCUUUGUUCUAAAAUCAGUCGUUCUCUGAUUUAGAGAUCACUCUGGUGUAGACUAACAGGGGGCUUGGCUUGAGUUCAUGUGUCAAUCCAUUCUGUAGAUUGAGAUUUUGUUCGUUUUAGAUUUGAUGUGAUCUGCUUUUAUUCACUAUCAUGUUUGCUUUGAUGCUUCGAUUGUGUGAUAAUGGAUUAAAAUAAAGAUUUCUUUUUGGAAUGCAUAUUUUUGAUGUUUUUAUUAAUAAACUGGAUCAUAGAUAGUGUAUAUUUGCAAUAUUCUGGAAAAAUAUGUAUUCAGUAAGGCUGAUUUAAUGGUGUCUUUAAAAACUGUCAAGACUAAAACUCACUCUAACAUCAUAAUUGACCAGUAUUUAAUACUAUCACAAUAUACUAUGAUAUAAUAGAAGAGGUUCUGCCAUGGUAGUAGUUGACUGUCUUCAUUCAUCAGGAUACUGAGUCUGUGUCAGACCUGUUUGACUUGACAGACUUUACAGUAAUAAAAGAAGAACUAUCAAACAGUCAACCGAUAUCUUGGACUCUCACGUGUGUUAUAGGCUGUGAUUCGAAGCUAAAUAUAUUUUUAAAAAUUACAAAUAUUACAAGUGCCACUACUUCAAGAUAUAGCAUUGUUUCCCAAGCUUGGUUCUCGGGACCCCAAGGGAUGCACGUUUAGUUUUUUGCCCUAACACUAUACAGCUGAUUCAAAUGAUCAAAGCUCGAUCAUUAGUUGAUUCUUUUUUUAUCAGCUGUGUAAAGCUAGGGCAAAAACCAAAACGUGCACCCCUUGGGUUCCAGAGGACCGAGUUUGAGAAACGCUGCAAAUAGUGUAGUGACAGUCUUCUCUACCUCCAACCCCCUGGGGACAGAGUGAACAUCUGGUGACAGUGCUGCUCUAUUCUGGGACAAGCAGAACCACCCAGCCCUGUCUAUGUAAAUCUCAGUUUCACUCCCACAGAUAGUUUCACUCACACUUCCAGCUUGUCUAGCCUGAUUUGUGCCCGCUCUUCCGCCUCCAUUUGGAGCCGUGUCGAGCGGACAUCCAUCCUGGCAUCACAGUCGGACUGUGGGGAGAGUGGGUCAUAACGGGGCAAUGUGGCUGGAGCCUUAGCCUCGUCCUCAGACACCGACGGGCUUACAUGAACAGCAACCACAUCCCCUACAGGAGCAGCAGGGUCAGGUGGCGGUAAUUCAAGCACUCGCUCCUUCAACAAUAUCGCUAGCACUACUUCCCUAACUUCUGCUUUCACUAAACCCCUCGGUAUGGGUACAGAAAAGUGGUCAGCCAAAGCCUGUAGAUCCACUCUAAGGCAAUUCUCAAAAACCUCCCACGUAGGGUUUUCCAAAAAUGCAUCCAACUCAAAAGUAGCCAUCCUAAACUAGCAACACGAGCCGUCGAAUACUGAACACAAAAAAAAAACUGGUAGUUACAGCUGCCAAGCUCAACACUGAACCAGACACUAACUAAUUUGCAUGAGUAUCUAUGAGAUAGAUCCCGGACGAACCCCCACUUUAUGUUACGAACCCCGUGGCUCUAAACGGCUAGGGUGGAUGGACAUGAGACCCGUAACAUAAUUCAUGCAAAGUAGGAGUGUGACAUGGAACAGUGAGAACAAAAACUACACGACAACCAUAAACUACCGUCAAACAUAAAUGGUUUAUUGCUGAACACACGGUAAAGGUUUGGGAAAAAGGGCUGAGCAGGACCCAAGAAAUGAAACAUAGUGUAAAAAAAAACCUAAAACUGAUCUUGCCUGCCUCAAGAACCACUAAACUACUGCUAAUCAUACAAAAGUACAGGGGGUGGUCCGCUCAGGUCUAACUAGUGUUUUUAGACAGAUUUCUUCCUACGGGUAAUGUACGCCCAAGGGCAACUUGCUUCAACUCCCCUUUUCCCAGAACACACAAAGUUACCAAACAAAGUAAUCAGCAAUUUAGUGAGUACACAAUACACAGGACACCACCGUAUCCAUACUCACAUACAAAAAGUAGUCGAACAAAGUUACUAAACAGCGGAACCAGCAACUUAGUGAGUAAACAAUACACAGGAUACCACAGUAUCCAUACUCACAUACGGAAACAGUCUUUUUCUUCCUACAAACACAACGGACUGGUUUUUAUACAUAGGGAUGUGUGAUUGAAAAACCAGCAACAGGUGGUGCCAUGCCGAGGAAUGUUCACUGAUUGGUCCACCUUAGCAAUCAGCAGACAUCUCAACGACCACCAAUCAGGAACAUACAGGACACCUGUGAUUAGGGCAGAAGGAGAGGAAAACACAGGACACAGGAUACCUGUAUCCGUAACACCAGUCUAGUAGUUGAACAGUUUCACUGCCUGAAAUACCCUGGACUGGGCCAGAUGUGAGGGAGUGGACUGGUUUUAACCUCUAUGGUGGAUUCAGUGAGGGACUCAUAACAGAUAUGCCACCAUGUAAUUAAUGACAGAUAAAAUUGAUAUUAUACUUUACAUAGAUAGUGUAUGUAGUGUACAUGUGUCUCAUGUUUGAAUCCAACAUCAUGUCUCAUUCACAGAUCUAACAGUCAGUAACCUGCUCAUGAAAACAGUUAAUAUAACGGUAGAAGAUCACAAUUUAAAUCAGACAUUUGGUUGAGGUCCAUUUUGGGACUUGUUUUGGGGGGCUGAAGUGAUUGUAACUUUGAAGUAAUGUUGAGGUUAGAACACCUUUUGUUUUACAUCUGUAGAUCUUGCUUUACAUAUUGACAGGUAAUGUGUUUCAAAACUUCAAAUAAAUGUUAUACACACUUAAAGGCCAUGACAAAUAUAACAAGUUAAAACCAUGAUGAUGAUGUUAAUGAUGAUGAUGAUGGUCAUGUGAACUGAACGAUUGCUUUCUAACCAUAUUGUCACAUGUCACAGUUGACCUCAUCUAGUGUUCCAUGUCACUGUGUCCCCCUCAGCACCUGCAGUAGGUCCCAGCUGUAGCAGUACAGUCACUGUGCAGUCUGACUGAGGGAGGUUUUUGUACGGCUCUGUAUCACUGUGUGAACACCCAGACACUGUUGGGGUAGUGUAAACUCUGACAGUAGUAAUCUCCUGCAUCUUCAGCCUGGACUCCACUGAUGGUCAGAGUGAAGUCACUAUGAGUUCCACUACCACUGAAUCUAGAUGGAGUCCCAGACUGAAGUGUUGUAGCAUAGUAAAUAAGGAGUUUAGGAGCUCCUCCAGGUUUCUGAUGAUACCAGGCUAGAUGGUUAUUGUUAUAGACAUCACUGCUGGUUUUACAGUUCAAAGAGACUGUCUGUCCUGGGAGAACAGCUUUCACUGCAGGGGUCUGAGUUACAGUGACCUGGCCUCUGGAUUCUGAAACAGAGAUGGCAUGUGGAAAGAGCAUUCAAUUGUUAAUACAUUUUUCCAUGUAGCAUAUGAAAUUAAACUGUAAUGAGGUUAUAUAGCGCAAUUGUCCGGGUAAUUUUCUGUAAAAUAUAUUACCAUGGAGACAGAGGGCAAAUAUCCAGAUAAAGAUGGUGAUAAAAGUCAUGGUUGUUGUGGAGUCUGUUGUCAUUAAGGACAGCUCUCAGUCAUGAAGUGUUAAAAUCACAGGGAUAUAAACACUCUCAGACCACUGAAGCAUGUGCAGCCAAUGCAAAGUGUUCUCUCUAUGCAAAUGGGACUCCUGGAGCAAGACAGAUAACGUAUGCCUCAUUUGGUAAUAUACAGUGGGGGAAAAAAGUAUUUAGUCAGCCACCAAUUGUGCAAGUUCUCCCACUUAAAAAGAUGAGAGAGGCCUGUAAUUUUCAUAAUAGGUACACGUCAACUAUGACAGACAAAUUGAGAAAAAAAAAUCUAGAAAAUCACAUUGUAGGAUUUUUUAUGAAUUUAUUUGCAAAUUAUGGUGGAAAAUAAGUAUUUGGUGACGUACAAACAAGCAAGAUUUCUGGCUCUCACAGACCUGUAACUUCUUUUUUAAGAGGCUCCUCUGUCCUCCACUCGUUACCUGUAUUAAUGGCACCUGUUUGAACUUGUUAUCAGUAUAAAAGACACCUGUCCACAACCUCAAACAGUCACACUCCAAACUCCACUAUGGCCAAGACCAAAGAGCUGUCAAAGGACACCAGAAACAAAAUUGUAGACCUGCACCAGGCUGGGAAGACUGAAUCUGCAAUAGGUAAGCAGCUUGGUUUGAAGAAAUCAACUGUGGGAGCAAUUAUUAGGAAAUGGAAGACAUACAAGACCACUGAUAAUCUCCCUCGAUCUGGGGCUCCACGCAAGUUCUCACCCCCUCGGGUCAAAAUGAUCACAAGAACAGUGAGCAAAAAUCCCAAAACCACACGGGGGGACCUAGUGAAUGACCUGCAGAGAGCUGGGACCAAAGUAACAAAGCCUACCAUCAGUAACACACUACGCCGCCAGGGACUCAAAUCCUGCAGUGCAAGACGUGUCCCCCUGCUUAAGCCAGUACAUGUCCAGGCCCGUCUGAAGUUUGCUAGAGUGCAUUAGGAUGAUCCAGAAGAGGAUUGGGAGAAUGUCAUAUGGUCAGAUGAAACCAAAAUAUAACUUUUUGGUAAAAACUCAACUCGUCGUGUUUGAAGGACAAAGAAUGUUGAGUUGCAUCCAAAGAACACCAUACCUACUGUGAAGCAUGGGGGUGGAAACAUCAUGCUUUGGGGCUGUUUUUCUGCAAAGGGACCAGGACGACUGAUCCGUGUAAAGGAAAGAAUGAAUGGGGCCAUGUAUCGUGAGAUUUUGAGUGAAAACCUCCUUCCAUCAGCAAGGGCAUUGAAGAUGAAACGUGGCUGGGUCUUUCAGCAUGACAAUGAUCCCAAACACACCGCCCGGGCAACGAAGGAGUGGCUUCGUAAGAAGCAUUUCAAGGUCCUGGAGUGGCCUAGCCAGUCUCCAGAUCUCAACCCCAUAGAAAAUCUUUGGAGGGAGUUGAAAGUCCGUGUUGCCCAGCGACAGCCCCAAAACAUCACUGCUCUAGAGGAGAUCUGCAUGGAGGAAUGGGCCAAAAUACCAGCAACAGUGUGUGACAACCUUGUGAAGACUUACAGAAAACGUUUGACCUGUGUCAUUGCCAACAAAGGGUAUAUAACAAAGUAUUGAGAAACUUUUGUUAUUGACCAAAUACUUAUUUUCCACCAUAAUUUGCAAAUAAAUUCAUUAAAAAUCCUACAAUGUGAUUUUCUGGAUUUUCUUUCUCAUUUUGUCUGUCAUAGUUGACGUGUACCUAUGAUGAAAAUUACAGGCCUCUCUCAUCUUUUUAAGUGGGAGAACUUGCACAAUUGGUGGCUGACUAAAUACGCCUUCCUAAUAUUGAGUUCCACCCCCUUUUGCCCUCAGAGCAGACUCAAUUUGUCAGGUCAUGGACUCUAUAAGGUGUCGAAAGUGUUCCUUCCACAGGGAUGCUGGCCCAUGUUGACUCCAAUGCUUCCCACAGCCAUGAAGGGAUGCACCUGAUUGGCAAUUUAAACGUUGCUCCACUUUUAUCAAGGGCCCAAUGUGUGCCAUGAAAACACACCCCACACCAUCACACCACCAACGUUGAUACACAGCUUUUUGUAUGCAUGUACUCAUGUGGUUUUGUCCAUACCCUAGUCCUCCCAUCAGCGUGAAACAGCAGGAAUAGGGAUUCAUCAGAUCAAGCAAUAUUUUUCCAAUUCUCCAGUGUCCAGUAUUUCCGUUCCAUAGCCCACUGCAAACUCAGUUUCUGUUUUUUUUGCUGAAAGAAGUGUAACUUUGUGAGGAUGUCGGCUGCCAUACCCCAUUCGUGUCAAGGUACGAUGAGUUGUGCAUUCUUUUAUGGGUCUUUGGUCACAAAUGUUGUACUAGUCUGUCAGUUGACUAACUGUAGCCCGUCUGUUUCUCUGCACAAUUCAUGUCAGGCUCCUUUGUCCUCUUUCAUCAAUUACCCGUUUUCGACCACUGGCCUGCCGUUGGCUGGAUGUCCUUUGGGUGGUGGACCAUUCUUGAUACACAUGGGAAACUGUUGACUGUGAAAAACCCAGCAGCGUUGCAGUUCUUGACACACAAACCGGUGCGCUUGGCACCUACUACCAUACCCCGUUAAAAGGCACUUCAAUAUUUUGUCUUGCCCAUUCACUCUCUGAAUGGCACACAUACACAAUCCAUGUCUUAAUUGUCUCAAGGCUUAGAAAUCAUUCUAUAACCUGUCUCCUCCCCUUCAUCUACACUGAUUGAAGUGGAUUUAUCAAGUGACAUCAAUAAGCGAUCACAGCUUUCCCCUGGAUUCACCUUGUCAGUCUGUCAUGGUAUGUUCCUAAUGUUUUGUGCACUCAGUGUAUAUCAUCCAUUGUGUGACUGUUUUCAUUUUGAGGUGUUGGUCGGUCAAAUAAUAAAGGGAACCUAUGAUACCCUAGACUGUAGUCCUCAACACUAUCAUUGGUCUAGUCCCGAACACUAUCACUGGUCUAGUCCCUAACACUAUAACUGGUCUAGUCCCUAACACUAUCACUGGUCUAGUCCUGAACACUAUCACUGGUCUAGUCCUGAACACUAUCACUGGUUAGUCCUCAACACUAUCACUGGUCUAGUCCUGAACACUAUCACUGGUCUAGUCCCUUACACUAUCACUGGUCUAGUCCUCAACACUAUCACUGGUCUAGUCCCUUACACUAUCACUGGUCUAGUCCUCAACACUAUCACUGGUUAGUCCUCAACACUAUCACUGGUCUAGUCCUCAACACUAUCACUGGUUAGUCCUCAACACUAUCACUGGUCUAGUCCUGAACACUAUCACUGUUCUAGUCCUUAACACUAUCACUGGUCUAGUCCUGAACACUAUCACUGGUCUAGUCCUCAACACUAUCACUGUUCUAGUCCCUAACACUAUCACUGGUCUAGUCCUGAACACUAUCACUGGUCUAGUCCUCAGUACUAUCACUGGUCUAGUCCCUAACACUAUCACUGGUCUAGUCCUCCUCCACAGCACCUGCAGCUAAGACUGUCUGAGAGUGGUCUGAGUGGGGGAGGGGAAAACGGAAAACUAGCUGUUAUUGGCAGAGAGAUUUGGAACUCUCUUUGUUAUUUGUCUAUUAACUAAUUUGCUACAUGGUAAUGUCACCAUGGAAAGCCGAACCUCCCUCAAAUGCAAACGUGCUAAUUAGAAGGUCCUAUGUACAGUACAUCAUAUUUUCAACUAGGAACAAUCAUGAAAUAACACUGAUCCAUUUUUUUCAUACUUUUACAGUGUUAGUUUCAUCAGCUGUUGUACAAUAUUAUAUAAAACACAAGAAAAACUGAAUUUUGACUGCACAGAGCCUUUAAUGGAUUACUGCUGGUUUUACAGCACUGGAGAGUAACUGCAGUAUGUGACCUGAAAGGACAGCUUUCACUGCAGGAGUCUGAGUCACAGUGAUCUGCCCUCGGGAUACUGAGAAAAGAAUAACACAUUGUCAAGAUCAGAUUCCAUUUAAGAUCAGUUUUCUAUAACAUAAUAUGCUUUAGAAUUCAACAGCAACUUCAACUUGAAAGCUAAUGACAAGCAUCAAGAUGAAGGGGUCUAUUCAAUCCGUAUUGCUGAAGUUCAGCGUUACAGCGUGAUUGGAAUUUAAAGGCAAUGUUCCUGUGUUAGCGGAGACUGCAUUCACAGUAAACGCUGCAUAUGGGGUGGCAGGUAGCCUAGCGGUUAAGAGGUCGCUAGUUCGAAUCCCUGAGCCGACUGGGUCAAAAAUCUGUCGAUGUGCCCUUGAGUAAGGCCCUUAUUGCUCCUGUAAGUCCCUCUGGAUAAGAACAUCUGCUAAGUGAAGUAAAUGUAAUAUGUCAGCUCAAUCAAAAAUUAUCUUGACGUUUCUAUCCGGCAAUCUGUAACACUUCAACGAUACAACUUUUAUUUCAGAUGAAGGGCUCUAUUCAAUCCGUAUUGCUGAAGUUCAGCGCUAAAGCCCAAUUGAAAUUUAAAGGCUUCAGCAAUACAGAUUGAAUACAGCCCUAACUGUCACUUCACUCAUGCUUGGACUCUUAUGUAUGUUCCUCAAAUCAGUUAGUGAACAUUUCUCUAAAAUGUUUGGGUUUGUUUUAUACCUUUCUAUUUUAUAAUAAAACUAUAAUGUUUUUCAUUUAAUCAAAAAACUAUUUCAAAUGAAGAAUAUAACAUUAUAUUUGGCCAGUAUUCAUAUGUGCUCAUGAUUUAAACCACAGUCUAAAUUUUUUUAUUAUUCAGCUUGCCCAAUGGUCAGGAGGUUUUUGUACCAACAGUUAUAGGGGUUGUAUCACUGUGGUACACUUUUGGUAGCGGCACCAGACUAGAUGUUGGAAGUAAGUUUCUUGAUGUUUGUCUGAUUCCAUUUUUUUCUUAAACUCUUUAAUCUCUAUUAAAACAUUUAGAUUUGAGAUACUUUACUUUCCAAAAAUAUUGUUAUAUAUUGAUUUUGAAAGAGCCUUCUUUAACAGUUUAUUUAAUCAAAAUGUUAAAUUGCGGGCAUUUUUUUGUAUGUUUUAUUUGUAUGAUUGCAGACUAUAUAACUCUUAUUCUGGUAUGAUAACUAUAAUAUUUGUUAUUGUAGUCAUCAGUGCAUUGUGUUCAUGAUAGCCAGAAAGGGUCUCUGUUAUUUGUAUCCAACCUCUUGGAUUCUGCAAAAUACUACAAAUAUGAGUAUUCUGAUGAGAAACGAUCCUAAAAAAAUGUAUGUAUGACAAAGUAAUGCUAAAGUUAAACACGUCAUACUUGUAUGCUUUCUGCUUGUAUACUUUAUACUUGUAAUCUGCUUUCCUAUCAUACUAAUGUUUGUGUUUUCUUCACGUCUUUUAGCAAUCUAAUCUAAGUUUUAGAAGUCAUUUCCAAAGUACUUUGUUUUGAUGUAGUUGAUGUGUUGUGUUUCUUCCAGGUAACAGUUCCCAAACCCGUCCAGCCACCCUCUAGUGAGGAGCUGUCCAGUAAGUCAAUAGCCACGCUGAUGUGUCUGGCCAACAAGGGCUUCCCCUCAGACUGGACCAUGAGCUGGAAAGUGGACGGGACCAACAAGAAGCAGGAGGCCAGUCCCGGGGUCCAGGAAAAGGACGGCCUGUACAGCUGGAGCAGCACACUGACUCUCACUGCCCAGGAGUGGACCAAGGCAGGAGAGGUGACCUGUGAAUUCCAGCAGAAAUCCCAGACUCCAGUCACAAAGACCCUGAGGAGGGCUGACUGUUCU
Messenger RNA from Coregonus sp. 'balchen', 10285 nucleotides. Lineage: Eukaryota; Metazoa; Chordata; Actinopteri; Salmoniformes; Salmonidae. The record is from the annotation of a GenBank genome assembly.